UGUGUGUGUGUGAAGGGAGAGAGAGCACGCGUGGGGAGGUGGUGGGGUGGGAGUGUGCGCGCUCAGGAAGUGAUGUAACGCACUCAGGGGGCUUGCUGAGUCAACGCGGCAUUGGCGUCUGCGGCCACUCCUAAAGCAGCUCGCCUCACUUCGUCCGUCGUCGAUCUUCUGCUGCUGCUGCUGCUUCUUCUUCUCCUGCGCAGCGCCCGUGUGGGGACGGACAGACGUUGGCCAUCAACUCGACUUCAGGAGGCGACCGGCGUCAUAUCUCGCUCUCUCCUCCGUCCACCGGGCAAACAUCCCUCCCACCCCACCCCCAUGCACUUGCCCAUCGCAUCCCUCCCUCCCGUCACCUCGUCGUUAGCAAGUGCACAUCUUUUUAAUCUGUUGCGCUGGUGGGCGGAACGUGCUGCGCAAAUGAGACCAACGCUGGUGCCGUAGGGCGCAGAGACAGAGAGAGAGAGGGGGGGGGAAGGAGACGACACGAAGCCUUUGUUGGUGCAGGGGAGCGGCAAAGGUUUGUCGGAGAGGACCCCCUGAGAGCUUGGUGUCGGAAUACGGCAACGGACAAAAAAAGGAGAAUCGGCGGUGACGGCAGCGGCAGUGACAGCGGCGGCCACGGCGGCGGCGGCACGUGUCACGAGGGAAGCCAACGAAACGACAUCCCCGUGGGGUGGUAGCCACGUGCGUCGCCGGGGCUGUUGAGUGCGCGCGGAGCCUCCACCCCCCUCCCACCGAACCUGGCUCGGAAUCCCCCCCCCCCCCGCUCCACAACCACCAAACCCAUCCCGGGUCUGCGAACAUCAGCAGCAGCAGUAGCAGCAGCAACAAGAACGACAAAAGGGACACUCGAGUACUGGCACCCCCCUCCCACCGUCCACAAUGGACAGCGUCUUCUCAACUUGGCCCAACGUGGAAGCUCGGGUCUCUGCCCGAGGACAAGCGAUGGCCUCUGCAUCGUCCGCUCCUCCUGCCGCCGCAGCUGCCGCAGCAGCAGCCGCAGCAGUAGCGGCAGCUGGUGGCGUCGACGGAUCGACCGGCGUAGCCACUCAGCCGCGCUUCGAGAAACCCGGACUGGAAUCGGACGAGCGGACGACGAUGGUGGUGGCGGGCCCUGGGCACGGAGACGCCGGCACGUCGGGCCUGGCCGGGUCGGUCUGGGGUUCUCCGUGCAGCCCGCCCCAGAGUCCCGGCCCCGUCUCGUCGUCGCACGCCGUCUCGAAGAUCGGGCAGUACCUGCUCCUGGGACCCGUGGCCGGCGAGAGGGUCUUCCGAGCGGUGCACGUCCACACGGGAGAGGAGUUCGUGUGCAAGGUGUACGAGCUGUCGCGCUGGCAGGAGAACCUGGGCGCCCAGCUGCGCCUGAGCGCCCACCCGCACGUCUGCGCCCUGCUCGAGGUGGUGCUGGGCGAGCGGAGCGCCUACGCGCUGCACGAGCGCGCGCAUGGCGACAUGCACGCGCACGUGCGCGCCGCGCGCCGCCUCGCCGAGCCGGAGGCGGCUCGCCUCUUCCGGCAGAUCGCCGGCGCCGUGGCGCACUGCCACGGCGCCGGCGUGGUGCUGCGCGACCUCAAGCUGCGCAAGUUCGUCUUUGCCGAUGCCGACAGGACCACGCUGAAGCUGGAGAGCCUCGAGGACGCGUACGUCCUGCCGGACGACGACGUCGACGACGACUCGCUCUCCAACAAGCACGGCUGCCCGGCCUACGUGAGCCCCGAGAUCCUGAGCGCCGGCUGCGCGGGCACGUACUCUGGCCGCGCCGCCGACGUCUGGAGCCUCGGCGUGAUGCUCUACACCAUGCUCGUGGGACGCUAUCCGUUCCACGACGCCGAGCCGGCGGCGCUCUUCCAGAAGAUUCGCCGGGGCCAGUUCUCGGUGCCCGACUGGGUGUCCCCGAGGGCGCGGUGCCUCAUCCGCAGCCUGCUGCGGCGCGAGCCUUCCGAGCGGCUUCAGGCGGCGGAGAUUCUGGAGCACCCCUGGUUUCGGAUGGACGGGUGCGGAUUUACUUCCAGACCGUGCGGGUCCCGGGAACGCGAACACAACGACCAAGUGGUUCCCGACGUGGACAUGGCCGAGUCUGAGGACCCCUUUUUCAGCUGAGGUGUGGAAGAGAAGCGAAAUUCGGUUUCACUGGAAUAUUUUUUUGUUUUUAGAUUUUUUUUUGUUUGUUUUUUAACCAUCUGCAGAAGAAAAAAACAAUAACUGAGCUAUCCUCCUAUGGAGAUGUGUAGACACGGAAAGAAAAAUUAGACUGUAAAUUCCAGUGGUUUGUUUACAGACAUUUUGAGCGAAUGUUGGUCAAUAAAAAAAACUAAAGCUUGUGAUUAUCCAAAGUCAUGCCGGAUGAUACAAGGUAUUGUUGGGUGAAUAGUUUAUUGAUAAACAUCUUGGUUGACUUAAAGAGUUCCGUCAUGUGAUGAAAAACACUUUACACAAUGUGACUGCGAUUUAAAGGCCUCCGAUGCCUAUAGAUUAACACUAGCGAAACAAGGUGGUCUUGACAUGGGAAAGCUGUUGAAAACUUGAGGAAGAAAACUUGAAAACAAUGUUAGGACUGGGGUUGCCUGACUGGACUUCAUCUUUCCAAGCAUUUUUGUUAAUACAUGUGUAAAUAAGACUUGCCAAGUUUACAUUGGGUCUACUAACUAUCAAAAUUGUUACUGAAUGUGUCCUGAACCAGUACUGAUCCAAUGAAAUGUGGCCGCCACUUAUAUUAAUUGUUGAGCCAAUGGAUGUUGAAUCUUCUUCUCUUCUUCAAAAUGUUAAUAUCGUUCAUAGGAUUUGCAGAGAAAUAGCCUACCCAGUUCAUGAGUCCAGUUCCUGUUUUUUUUAUUUCCAAACUACACCUUACUCGAAGUUUAAACUGUCAAAGAUUUCCAGUACCUGUGGCACAGGACAAGUUUAUUGAAGUUAAUAUUUUGUCUGUUGCAAACAAAUGUAAACUGCCUACUAUUGCCCUUCUGUGCCAUUUGUCAGUAAUGCCACUGUGAAUUUCUCCUUAACCGGCGUCUUGUAUAAAAUCCUUGUAUAUACUUUUUUUUGUAAGUGUAAACACUAGACUGAUAGCCCCAUUUUUGUACAAGUACCAGUUGUGCAAGCGUUAACAAUUGUUAUUGUGCAUAUGUAUGUGUAUUUUGUAAUAAAAAAAGAAUUUAUUAACA
Molecule: messenger RNA, 3161 nt
Organism: Petromyzon marinus (sea lamprey)
Lineage: Eukaryota; Metazoa; Chordata; Hyperoartia; Petromyzontiformes; Petromyzontidae
Product: tribbles homolog 2-like
Biological process (GO): positive regulation of proteasomal ubiquitin-dependent protein catabolic process; protein phosphorylation; regulation of MAP kinase activity
Cellular component (GO): nucleus
Molecular function (GO): protein kinase activity; ATP binding; mitogen-activated protein kinase kinase binding
Source: RefSeq, a predicted model, not a curated record